GCAUGGCGAGGUGUGUGCUGGGUCUUCAGAGCCGUACCUGCGCUCCGCAUUGUGUAGCGCAUCUCUGGAAAAUGCAGGGAUCAGCCUCAUAAAGCACAAUGCAGAUUUAGUCGUCAUCUUUGUCUCUCCCCCCCCCCCCGCCUCGCUCUGCUCCCUGCUGAUGUUAACUGUCUGUAUUAUUAUUUAUUGUUAUCAAGGGAUUUGGUUUGAUCAAUGAAGUGUAUAUGCGUCUGACGGACAUUCGGAGAGGAAAUGCUUGGAGAAUGAGUAACAUGUCUGCAGUGGAGGGUGUGUGUGAGGGAGAGAGGGAGCAUCGGUACUAGAAACAUUGACUGAUGAGUUCAUUUUAAAAUCCAAGGGCAUAUAGCUGGUAAAUUAGCACAUAUUGCAAAUAUAGUCUGGUGUGAGAGGCAGCAGUGCUGCCAUUGAGCAGAGGGGUGGGUGUGUGUGUGCCGGGGUGGGGGGGGGGGGGUCGAGGAGAGGAGAUUGUCAGCUCUAAAGUCAUCACGGGCAUGAGCCAGGCAGUCUGCCUGCCUCAAUGCAGACGUGGGGCGUGCGAUUUCCACGGGCGGCUGCGGGCUGCAGUGUGGCGGAGGGGGGGGUCAGGGGGGGGGAACCGAGAUAUAGCAGCGGUGGAUUUUAUUGUUUUAAAGCCCAGAUCCAGCCAGAGGGAUGCCAGGCGAAGGGCUGCAGCCCCGACACUUCCCCCUCCUUCCUUUCCUCCCCUCCCGGACGUCUUUAGGAAGGCGGGAGCGGGUGCCCGGCUGCCCGGGAGGGUCCCGGGGCCGCGGGGAUGGGAACCGGGAUGCGGCCGCCGCGACGGGUUUCUCCCUGGAGCUUAAGAGAUUAUUGGGGAGGGGUGGCUGGGGCUGGUGUGUGUGUGUGUGCGAGGCUGGCGGCGGCGGCGGGGGGAGCCGAGUCCUUAUUCUGUUAAAGAUUUAAGUAGGCAUGCAAGGAAUCUCUAGGAUAGUUGGCAAAGGGCGAGGGUGGGGAGGGGGGGGGAAGGAUCCAAAAGAGUCUGUAACCAGACACUGAAGCUUUCCAGGAGUGAGAGUGUGUGAGAGAGACGGAGACAGAGCGAGAGGAAGAGAGGGGGCAGUGUGGUCUAGUACAUUUUCAUCUGGUCGUUGAUUUGAGCCUGAUGCUUGCUGUCCCUCAACAGCCUCCCUUGCCUGUAUUUUUUCUUUCCCCCUCUCCUCUCCUUUCCCUUCUACUUCAUCGAAGCCUAGGGGAGCCAGUAAAGAUUAAAUGUGCUUUCUAAAAGGCAGCCACUUCAUGCAGCUAUGUCUACACCCCCCCUCCCCAGCUCCCCCUUUUUGAAAUAAAAAAAAAUAGAAAGAAAAGAGGGGGGAGACAGCGAGGGGGAGAAGGAAGGAGGAGGAAGAGGAGGACUAUAGUUUAAUGAUGUCGGGACUGGCUGAUCCACAAGGAGGAAAGAGAAAGGGGAAAAAAAAUAAAAGGAAAAAAAAAAAAAGGAAAAGAUUUGAGAUCCCGGACGAGGAAGGACUUUGGUGAAUGGGCUCAGACUCCUGAGGUGAGAAAAGGACGGAGUGAAUGAUGAUGAUGAUGAUGAUGAUGAUGAUGAUGGUUCCGUAAUGGUGCCUGUUACCGCUGCUCCCCCGGCCGUGCGGUGGCGGGGAGCGUCGGGUGCGGGGCCGGGAGGGGGGGGGACACGGGACGGGGCCGGGAGCGGGACCUGCUUUGGCAGCGCCGGGCGAGGAGCGGCGGAUAUUUUGCAUUUUUAAACUCGGGCCCUCCGGUACGUUUCGGCUUCUCCCCGCUUAUGCCGCUGGGCCUAAAGCGGUUCCAGAGAUGGGUGGAGGGUGCGGAUCCGUAUUAUUUAUUUGGGCGGGGGGUGGGGGGGGGGGGGUGGAAAGAGGGAGGAAAGGGAGGGAGGGAAGGGGAGAGAAGAGCGGAGAAGGAGGUGGCAAGCUGGGGACGAAAUCCUGCUCUCGGUUAUGGCCGGCGUAAAUUUCCAUUGGCUGGGGUUGCACAAGGUGCUUUGGAGAGGAGUCGGUGCAGGAUGGAGUCCCUUUUGUGUGUGUGUGUGUGUGUGUACGUGUGUCUGUGUGUGUGCACGGUGCUCGGGGACCCUCCUCUCCCGGGGAAGCGGGUUUUUCCUCCAGGUUUUCCUCGGCAGCCCCGGCCCAGGAGCGGCUGCCAGGAGCUGGUGACCGCGCUGCGCCGCCCGCCCGCCGCGCUCCGCCACCGGCUCCGGGCUGCCCCCCGCUGCUACCGGGGCAGGAGCGGGCCGCGGCUCCAGCCCCCCCCCCAACCCCGUCUCUUCAUCAUCAUCAUCAUAAUAAUAAUAACAGCAGCAGCAGCAUUGGUGGGAGCGCGGAGGGAGGAGGCGAAGGGGCUGCGGAGGAAUUUGGGUCCUUUUCCUUUUUUCCCCCUCUUUUUUUUUUUUUUUUCCUUGAUAUAUUCCCUUAAAAAAAAAAAAAGGGAAAAAAAAAAAAAGAAGGAAGAUGUUUUAAAAAUGCAAGCGGCUUGCCCAGCUGCACACACCCACCCUCGCCUCCCUCCCCCGGCUUGCGCACACCGCACGCUCGCACUCGCUCGCUCGACCGCGCUCGCUCGGGUGUCAAAACCCGGCGGGCACCCAGCCUGGUGCGGGCACUGCCCCUGGCCCUUCCCCUGCCCCGAGCCCGCCUGGGGGCCGCCGCUUCCCACUACCAACACCCCCCCCCCCCUUCUUCUUCCGCCUCCCCACCGCCGCGCUUUUCCUCCCUGCUCUUGGCGCUGAAGAUCGGAGCUUCCCCCGCUUCCAAAUGUUAUGGUGCAUAUUGACUCCAUGGACUACCCAGACAAGUAAUGCAGUGGGGUAAGAUGCUAUGGUUUGUAAUUAUUUGUUAUGCAUGUAAGGUGGAACUUACAGGCUCAUUCUGAAUUUGCACAGUCAGUGUCCUUAGACCAUGGAAGGAGACUUUCCCCUGCUCAGAAGAGAUGGAGGCUGAUUUAUACAAGGUAGAUGGAGGGAAUAUGAGGGGAAAAAGCACCUAAAAGUGAUUUGCCCGAGGAAGCGCAGCACAUCAUUUGCAAAGCAAUAAUUGAUGUCUCCUGGUUUACAGGGCUGCUGUACUUAAUAGUAUACAUUCUUCCUCUGUGGAACUUUCCAGACUGUGAAUAAGGUUACUGGCAUGUCAGGAGACUCUCUCGUGUACCCCCAGAUGUAACCAUAAAAGAACAUGUCACUUCUGUAAGCUGUUUUUACUCUUUUUUGUCAUUCACCCAAUGCUCUGGCAACUGUAUUUGAUAUACAGGGACAUUAUAACCAAUUAAAGAAAAAGCUAUUUUUCAAGAUGCUAGAUGAGUCUCUGAUAUACAUGGUACUCAAAGUGACUCUGGAAGGCUGAGACUACUGAAAUUGGUUUUAUUUAACAGCUCUUCCCGCAAUGUAGUCAAUGAAUCUCUAAUGUCCUGGACUGAAAUGUCUGACGCUUAUAGAAUCAUUUAUUUGCUGGCCUUUGUAUCCAUGGUCAACUGUGUUAUGCUCACAGGGCUCCACCUACAGCAGUGGGUUGAUGGUACGCUGAAUAUAUAUUGUAUGUUCUUUAAGGGGUGGGGAGACAUAAAAGGAUGAACAUAGGUUUUGCUGUGCAAUAUGUGCUUCUCAUGCUAUCCUUUAAGUAAAGGGUAGCCUUCAGCAGCAACUGUUGAAGGAUGGCUUGGGCUUCUGGGACACAAGGAGAGAUUUGCUCUGGCAUAAUCUAUUUCUUGCUGCUGACUCUCAGACCAUGGCUACUCAUGUCAAACAGCCAACAUGCUGACCGAAACUUGCUGCUAUUUGCUGCUGUAUACCUUUGGAAGACGGGACAGAAGGGGUGCCCUUUGGUGUCCUGUGUGGCAAAAAGAAGGAUACGCUAAGUCAGCUCCUGGGAGAAGUCUCCAAACAGCUCCCUCUGGCUACUACUACAAGAAGCUGAACCUAUGGCUUCCGUUCCCUGGAAGCUGUGUCUGAUGAUCACAGGCCAUUAUAUGCUUCUCACUUGACUGCCCUGCUGGUAACUCUGCUUUUAAUAUGAAUUAUGCAAGAAAUGCUGUGAAGCAUCAGACAUUCAGGAGCUGAGGAUUGUGAAGAGUCCUCUCACAGUGUAUGAACUCAUUUCUGGAUAAAGUCUGAGACUCACACGGAUUCCAGCUUCUUCAGAAAGGACAAAAAAUGGAAAGGAUCAAAAAGUAACCGGUGGACUUUGGUUUUCCUGUGCAUGUGUGCUUGUAUCAUGUCUGAACUUGCAAAGAAUAUCCUUGGUUAUUCACAAGGAAUCCAGUAAAUGGCAAAUCUGUAAAUCAGUUA
Strigops habroptila (Kakapo) is the source of this 4297-nucleotide messenger RNA. RefSeq lists its product as uncharacterized. The record is from RefSeq and is a predicted model, not a curated record. The transcript is spliced from 2 exons. NCBI's taxonomy places the organism in Eukaryota, Metazoa, Chordata, Aves, Psittaciformes, Psittacidae. Bases 1784 to 2746 code for a protein of 320 amino acids.